AACUAUGGGGCAGCACUUACCUCUGUUUGACAGUUUCCUUGGUUUUAUCUCGAAACUGUGCGUUUCCUACCGUCCGAAAUUAUAAAUGAUCAUGUAGCCCCUGGUUUUGGUUUUGGUUUUGCUCUCUCCCUCUUUCUCGAUCCCCACUUUUCCAUGUGGCUAUUUAUAUACAAUACAAUACCAAAUCUCCCACUCCUGUUCCUAGAGUCAGCCAUACUGUACUGACUUAUUCUCCAUCUCUCUGAUCUCUUCAGUUUCUUGCUUGUUUAUUCCUGUUUGGUUUGGUUUCUACGUCUUAAGAGACAUCUCAUUCUCUUUCGCAUUUCAACAAACACCAUCCUGACCACUCAGAUCAAUUAAUAACCCAGAAAAGAAGAAGCUAGCUAGCUAGACUUGUUUUUCUUUUUCUGUUGUUUUGUUACCAUAUCUAUCUAUCUGGGCUGCUGCAGUGAAUUAUUCUUGUUGUAGAUCGAUCCAUCAGUUUGUGUUCUGUGGUGUUGAAAGUUGGAGAGAGAUCGAUUGAUAUGGGAAUAGAGGCUGGUGGUUUGGUAGAGCGGGGUAAAGAUCGUCAUCACGACAAGGUUAAUGUUGUUGGGCAUCAUCAUCAUGUUGGUUAUAUGAAAAAUAAGGUUAUGAGGAAAAGAAAGUACUGCAGCAAGAACAGGAAGGUUAAGCAUUCUUCUUCUGAUUCUGCUCUGCAACGACUCUUUGUUUCGUGUAGAGACGUUUUCAAAGGCCUUGGAACACUUCCUUCGCCUCACCAUGUGCAGGAAUUGUGCAGCGUUCUUGAUAAAUUUAGGCCUGAAGAUGUUGGGCUAAGCAGUGAUUUGCAGUUCUUCAAGCCUGAAACUGAGGUCAAAGGCACUCCAAGGGUUGCAUAUACGACCAUAUACAAGUGCAAUAACUUUUCGUUGUGCUGUUUCUUUAUUCCAGCAACUGGUGUCAUCCCUCUCCAUAACCAUCCCGGAAUGACUGUUUUCAGUAAGCUUCUACUGGGCAAGAUGCACAUCAAAUCAUAUGAUGUGGUCGAUCCUAUCAAGAAUUCAGAUGCUUCUCAAGUGAGAUUGGCAAAGUUGAAAGCUGAUAGCGUAUUCACUGCCCCUUGCAAAACAUCAGUACUAUAUCCAACAACAGGUGGCAACAUCCACGCCUUCACCGCCAUAACUCCUUGUGCGGUGCUUGAUGUGAUCGGGCCUCCCUAUUCUAAAGAAGAUGGCCGGGACUGCUCAUAUUACAAAGAUCAUCCCUAUGCUUCGUAUUCAGAUGCAAAAGUAACUGAAGGGGAAGGUGAUCAUUAUGGGUGGUUGGAAGAGAUUGAGAUGCCUGAUAACUCAGAAAUGGAUGGAAUCGAGUACUUGGGUCCGCAGAUUAUUGAGACUAUCUAGUUUCAUCUCUUUUUUCUUUUGGUCAAAUGAAUACUUCAGUAAAGAGGGCCCCCAAGGCCAGCAGAAACAAGGAAAGACAAGCCAACAAAAGAAGGCUCAAGAAAAGCAUAGGUUAAAAAGAUAAUGCUGGUUUUUGUUGAUCGGUUGUGAGCUUUCAGUUCAUUUUAUUUAUUAUUUUUUGCUCUUGAUGUAACAUAGUUUUACAUACUAGAUAUAUGGAUCAGCACUACGCUACCUUGUUGGCUC
Rosa rugosa (rugosa rose) is the source of this 1631-nucleotide messenger RNA. Its product is annotated as plant cysteine oxidase 2-like. NCBI's taxonomy places the organism in Eukaryota, Viridiplantae, Streptophyta, Magnoliopsida, Rosales, Rosaceae. Gene Ontology annotation, molecular function: oxidoreductase activity, acting on single donors with incorporation of molecular oxygen, incorporation of two atoms of oxygen. The transcript is spliced from 5 exons. The coding region runs from base 525 to 1385 and encodes 286 amino acids. The record is from RefSeq and is a predicted model, not a curated record.